Molecule: messenger RNA, 406 nt
Organism: Bactrocera latifrons
Lineage: Eukaryota; Metazoa; Arthropoda; Insecta; Diptera; Tephritidae
Exons: 3
Coding region: 26-406 (126 amino acids)
Source: RefSeq, a predicted model, not a curated record
AGGCGUCAAAUUAAGCUUACCCCACAUGUUUUACCACAUGUAUUGCUUUGCCCACCGCAGGAUUAUGCGAGCGUUGGAAAAAAAAUUGUCAUCCGGCACUAUCUCCGACUGGUACAGCUACUGCAGGGAAGCGGUAGUUAUAUUUCAGUUAGACCACCAAGAAGUCAAAGGAAAGAUUGGUGGUCUAGGUAAGGAAGUGCAGAUUGACGAAAAUAAAUUCGGGAAACGCAAAUACAACAAAGCAAGACGCGUAGAAGGGCAUUGGGUUCUGGUAAUGAUAGAGGAUGGUAGUGAGGACCUUAGACUGGAGGUAUGCCCUGACAAUGUACGUUCCGUUGAGAUCCUCAUCCCUCUUAUUCUGAAACCUGGCAAUCCAUUCAUCGCCGAGGAUGGCAUACACACCUAA